Molecule: messenger RNA, 924 nt
Organism: Acanthamoeba castellanii str. Neff
Lineage: Eukaryota; Discosea; Longamoebia; Acanthamoebidae
Product: glycerophosphodiester phosphodiesterase
Exons: 9
Coding region: 1-924 (307 amino acids)
Biological process (GO): lipid metabolic process
Molecular function (GO): phosphoric diester hydrolase activity
Source: RefSeq, a predicted model, not a curated record
AUGGUAGAGCGCCACAAGCCCGUCGUCGCUGCACACCGGGGGGGCGGCUAUCCGUUUGGACCCGAGAACACGCUUUACAGCUAUCGCCGGUCGGUGUAUGAGUGCGGAGCGCACAUACUCGAGAUCGACGUUCGCUUGACCAAGGACAAGCAACUGGUCCUGGUGCACGACGCCCAUCUCGAUCGCACGACCAACGGCCAGGGAUUGGUCGGCGAAUACACGCUCGAAGAGCUGAAGAAGCUCGACGCCCGAGCCAAGUUCCGCAAGCGCAACACUCCCAUCCAGCCGCUUACGGACGGCUCCAUGGACGAUCCCCGACUGUUCCAGAUUCCGACGCUCGAGGAGGUCUUUGACGAAUUCGCCGGCUGCGCGGACGUCACCUUCUUCCUCGACAUGAAGGACACCGGCGCCGUCGCGCAGACGAUCGAGCUCAUCAAAGAGCGCAAGCUCGAGAACAGGAUUAUUUUUGGGUCGGUGGCGCCUGGCCCGAAUCAAGCGGUGCGGCGACUCAAGCCCGAGGGCAUCCCUGUGGGGCCGGACGUGGUGUCCGUGCUCUUCAUGAACCUUCUGUCGAGGCUGCGCCUGUUCUGGCUCUACCCGCACAAGCACGAAGUUGUGGGCAUCAUCCACUCCGCCUCCCUGUCCGCCUUCAUACCCCCACGAGGCAUCAAGGGCAAGCUUCUGGGACUGGCAGAGUACGUGCUGUUGGGCGGUGGCGGCCGGCUCGUCAAUGAACGACUGGUCCGCGACGUGCGGCACUCGGGUCGUAUGUUUGCCGUCUUUGGCGUGGAGAUGAGCGACCCUGUCCUGAUCAGAGAGUGCUUGGACAUGGGGGUGGAGAUCAUCUUCUCGGACUCGCCCGACAUCGCGCGGGACACCAUCAACAAAUGGAAGCGCGAGCGUCAACCGAGCCAGUCACGGUGA